CGAUACCCGGACUUUCCGGUUUACUACAAGAUAGGAAUUGAAGCUAUACGCUUUUGCCCUAUCAAGUUUUUGGCGCCGUUGCCGGGGACUGCCAUACCUUAUUUUUAUUGAUUUUUGUGAGUGAACUAUUUUGAUCUGGGUGUUAGUGUGCAGAAGAAUUUUCAGGUUUAUCCUCCUCGUGCAUGCCUAGGAGGACGACCGGCGAUUUACUGCCACUAGAUCUGGAGAUCGAGAAGACCUGCCGACAGAACAGGAAGCAGGUCAAGUUAGGGAAGCAGCCAACCACAACCACUAGGCCUUCCCUAACCCAGAGAGGGCAGGCUUCAUCACCUGUCGUCCCUACACCACCACCACCACCACCUCGUGACAUUGAGCUUGUCAUCAUGGCAGACGAGGAUCGUUCGAUCAGGGCUCGUCUGAAUCGAAGGACUGGAGCCCGAGCUUCAUGUGUUGUCAUUCCGGCUGGGGAUGCAAACAUGGAGAUUACCCCAGCCUUCAUCAAUAUGAUCACUAAUGGGUACACCUUCUCCGGGGCUAGCAGUGAGGAUCCUCAUGAGCAUCUUCGCCGGUUCGCGAGCAUUUGUGAUACUAUGAAGAGCCCGAACGUGUCUGAUGAUGCAAUCCGUCUUCGGAUGUUCUCAUUUUCUCUGCUAGGGAAUGCAUCACACUGGUUCCAAAACUUAACACCCCGUUCCAUCACGACAUGGGGUCAGCUUGAGAAGGUAUUUCUGGAUAAAUACUUCCCACCUGUCUUGGCAAUGAAGAGGCAAGAAGAGAUUGUUACUUUUAAGCAGACUGAUGAUGAGAGUCUGACUGAGGCAUGGGAGCGCUACAAGGGGCUGUUGAUGAGAUGCCCAAGCCAUGGUCUUGAAGAUUGGAACGUGAUCAUUAUUUUCUUCAAUGGAAUCAGAAGGGAGUUUCGGGAUGCCCUGAAUACUGCUUCUCGAAAUGGUUUCACAAGCAUGGAGGCACCAGCAGCAUAUGAUCUGGUAGAGAAGAUCUGUUCAGAAGCCACUGAAUGGGGUAGUGAGACCAGUAUUCGAAGGAGAGGAGGCUUGCAUGAGAUAAACAGAGUUGCGAGUCUAGAAGCCAAGAUAGAUGCUAAACUGGAUUCCAAGUUUGAUGCACUCGAACGAAGGUUGGCCAAGAUUGCUCUGGGUAGACAAGAGGAGGUUGUUUCAUGUGAACUUUGCGAGGGUCCUCAUCACAGGGAUAUGUGUCCACUGGGAGCUGCUCAGCUGGAAGAUGUCCAAUACAUCAAUAAUCCGCGAAGUCAAAGCCAGGGUGGUAUGUAUUCAAAUACAUAUAACCCUCAAUGGAGACAUCACCCCAACAUGUCAUGGUCAAAUAAUAAUCCAGCUGGUGUUCGAAACAUCCCACCUCCCGGUUUUCAACAGCAGCAGCCUCAACCAGAGAAGAAGCCCCAGCUGGAGGAGUUGAUUUUGGCUCAUAUGCAGAAAACAGACAAUAAUUUCAAGGGCCUGGAUCAAUUUGUCACUCAACAGCUAGCCAUCAACAAUAAUUUACAAUCUUCUAUGCUAGCUAUGGAGAGGCAAAUAGGCCAGAUGGCUCAAACUUUGGCAGAUAUGCAAGGCAGGAUUCCUGGGACAUUACCAGCAAAUACUGAGAGGAAUCCGAAGGAUGCCAUGGUUGUAGCAGUGACAUUGAGGAGUGGAAAGGCCUUGGAAGACCCUAGCAGCUCGAAAAAGGCACCAGAGGCAGAAGAGGAAGCACCGGGAGAAAGAUCUUGUGCAGAAAAUGAAGAAUCAGCCUUGCACAGGCAAAAAGAAAGCGGUUUGCCUGUGCAAAAGCAUGCUGCCCGUGUACCUCAAAAAGUGGAAAAAUUGAAGAAUGAAGAGGUAAAGCCUUAUGAACCUCCCGCACCAUUCCCUCAAAGGUUAAUGAAGCCCAUGGAAGACCCAAACUUCAAGAAAUUUGUGAAUAUCUUCAAGCAACUUCAGAUUAACAUACCCUUGGCGGAGGCACUUGAACAAAUGCCUACAUAUGCUAAAUUCUUAAGGGAGUUGCUGACAAAGAAGCGGAAAUGGGCUGAUCUAGAGAAGGUAACCCUUACUUCUGAAUGUAGUGCUGUGAUUCAGAAUAAAUUACCAGAAAAGAGGGAUGAUCCGGGCAGCUUCACCAUUCCAUGUGUCAUUGGAGGUACAGAAUUCAAUAAAUCACUUUGUGAUCUUGGAGCAGGAAUUAAUUUGAUGCCAUACUCAGUCUACAAGAAAUUGGGAUUGGGAGAUGUUCUAAAGCCUACUCGGAUCACUCUCCAAUUGGCUGAUCGAUCAGUGAAAAUUCCAAAAAGAGUGGUGGAGAAUGUAUUGGUGAAGGUGGGAAAGUUUAUUCUCCCAACAGAUUUUGUAAUCCUGGAGAUGGAAGAUGAUCGGGGAGUGCCUCUAAUCCUCGGCAGACCUUUUCUAGCAACCGGUGAUGCACUCAUCGAUGUUGGGAGAGGCAAGUUGACAUUCCGAGUAGGUAAGGAGGAGGAAAUUUUUAAUGUCUUUCAAGUUGACCAUAAUCAUGAUGAAUUUGAAAGUGAAGCUCGAGAAAGGAAAAAUCCCUCUUCCUGUGAUAGUGGACCAUCCGAAGAACUAUCACCUAUCCUAUCUGCUCAGAUUCUGAAGUCAAAGCAAGGGCAGAAAUCCUUGCCAGGUCACCUCAAGUAUAGAUAUUUGGGUAAGGAUUUCAAUCUUCCUGUUAUUAUUCCUUCUUCACUGACAUUGAAACAGGAAGAGUACCUGCUUGAGGCGCUGCAGUACCACCUACGCCUCACUAGAGGGUCUAACAUGCCAGCUAAGAAGGUCAUACCCAAUUUUCGCACACCUGGCCCUGCAGAGGUGACUCAUAUGCUGGAUGGAGGUUAUGCGUUCUACCAUUGCUCGGGAGGGUAUGCUGGAUACCUUUCCAUACCCAUUGGUUGAAAGCUCCAUAAACGUCAGGCUGAGGACGUUAAACAAGCGCUUCUUGGGAGGCAACCCAAGGUAAGUUUUCUUUUCUUUAUUUUUAUUUUUAGUUGUGUCAAACCCGUGCAUGUUUAGAUUAGGAGUUGAACAUUAGGGACAAUGUUCCAUCCUGAGUGUGGGGUGGCGAGUCUUAGUGUUUGUUUGUUCCUUUUGUCAUGUGGUCAGUAAAAAAAAAAAAAAAAAUUUGUUUGUUCCUUUUGUCAUGUGGUCGGUAAAAAAAAAAAAAACAAAAAAUCCAAAAAAAUUGCCAUUAGGUUGAGCACAACCAAACUGCAUGCAGUUUGCCUGUGUAAAAAGCAGUCUGCCUGUGUAAAAAGCAAGCUGCCUGUGUUAAUCUAAUGGCUAAAAAACACCUAAAAAUCAGAAAAAUCAAAAACAAAACCUUGUACUCUUGUGGUAACAUGAUGUAAAUGACCGUGAUGCCUUGAAAAUGAGUUUGUGCUUGAAUGAAAUCAUCGAAAUCACCCCACUAGUGUUGAAUUGCAUAGUUCUUCACAAUGAGCUUGAAUGUUUUGACUGACUUGAUAUGCUUUGAAUGAGCAAACUCUUUUAGCAACAUUCUCUUUUGUGAGGAUAGUGUAAUGACUUUUGGUGAAGUAGUUAGGUGGCGAACAUUGACCAUUCGACAUGUUUGGAUAUCGUGCUUACUUGCAUCAAUUGUGAGCUUUUGAUUUGGCAACGAGUUUCUCUGUUUUGAAUGUUUUAUGAUGGGGUGAACUGUAUCUUCAUAAAAGAAAACACUACCUGACAAGUAAAAGAUAAGAAAGUUGCCAUAACAAUUAAAGUGUGGGUAAAAAUGCCAAAAUCGUGUGAGGCAAUCACUCAUUGCACAUGGGGAUGAGGAAAGAUUCAAUUGAGAAUCGGUUCGCGACCGUACGAUGUUGCUUAUCAAGUACGAUCCCCAGUUGAGUGAAGUGCCAUUUGAGGAGCAAUGACCCUCCACACGGACCGAGGAUAAGGAGUUAAAAGAAGCUCUUAUGCGAGUGCUAAGAAGCAGAAAUUGCUCUUGCUCGGUCACCGGUAGUAAGAAACAAAUCCCACUUGUACUAAAUACGACCUCUCGGCAAGCAAAAGCAGAAAGAGAGAAAGCCUCUCCUUGUCAUAAAAGGUAGUGAUGUGCUUAAAGUAAAAUCAUGUUUGCGAAAGGCUUCCCCCAUUAGUUUUUGAGACUCAUGCUUAAUUAAUUGCUUAUGAUUGGUGUGAGUAAGCCAGACUGUCCUCACGAGAUAUGCACCUCACUGAUGUGGUUAGAUUCUCCUAAUAAUUGUUGCACCAUAAGUUGUUAACCACCCACUACCGACGAUCGAAAUUGAGUGUUGCUAUUUGAGUUUUUGGAUGGAUUUGAGUCAGUCAAUGGUAAUGGUUGCAAAGAACUUGAGUGUGGGGUGAAAAGUAUGACCAUUAGAGCACAACUUGUUCUUGAGAAAGAAACUACUGAUUACAACAAGAGUACAAGGAAAUUUUGUGUUUUGCUUUGAAUGUUGAGUCUGUAAUGUGUCAUUGUUUUGGAUGAUUAUGUGUUUGUGUUGUUUGAGUCGUUGCUUAGGGACAAGCAACAAUUGAGUGUGGGGUUGUGAUAUUCGGCUUUAAUAUAUCGGAUUCGUGGACUUUAUGUGAUUAUCUGUAGUAUGUUUUAGCCAAUUGGUACUAUUUUAGGGCUCGCUAACCCGAGAAUGGUUGAAAAACCAUUACUGCCUAGUGCCAUGAGUUUGAUAUGAUACAGGUGGAGAAGACACGAAAGAGGAGCGAGUGCACAAGCAAUAAAUCGGGCUCGAAUUACUUAUGGACUACUCACUUGGGCUAAGGCGCAGAGGAAUUGGACGGAACGUGGGACGGAAACUAGAGCUGGAGGCCAAAGAAUUGGAUUGGGCCAAAGCCCAUUUUAUGUUUUAUCUCCUUGCUGGGCGGCGGAACAAAGGGUGGAAGAAUUGGACACAGCCAAUUUUGGAGGGGAAUCUCUUUGGUGGAGACAAUUGGAACCGGGCGGACUUUACUUGACCAGGGGGGAACGAAAUUCUCUUGAAAAAAAAAAAGAAGAAGAAAAGAGGCGCAUCAGGGGGGAGAAAGAAAGAAAGCAGCGGAGAAAGGCAGCAGGGCGCAGCAGAGAGCGUAUCGAGCAACGAGCAGUUUUUUCCAAGCGGCUAGAGCUGAGUUCAACGAGAGCGAUUAUUUGGUUGGAUUUUCUAAACCUAAUUAGUUGUUUCUUGUUGUUUUAGAACAUGAUGAACAAAACCCUAUCGAUUUAUCUUAAUUUCAUCAUGAACUAAACCCCAAUUUCUGGGGGAAACACCAUAGGAUGUAGCUAUUUCUUGAUUUGAUGGAUUGAUUCAUGAUUCUUUUCUUCCAAUCUCUAUUGCAUGAAAUUGCUUAAUGCUUUGUGUUGACUGGCCACCAAUACAACGAUUUGUAGUUAAUUAGGUUAUUAGCGACAGUGAAACCCUAUUAACUGAACAUAUUUCAUGUGACAUAGUAACUUAUCGAAGCGACAGUGGAUUAAAUAAGGUGCUAUGCGGUCUUAAAUAGGAUAUCGAUCUUCAGACUAAAUAGUUAAUUCAUUGAGCUGCGACAGUAGGAUUUGAAUUGACUAUCUAGUACGUAGUAAUUCCCGACAGGGAUAGCUAGCACAUUCGUGAUAUCCUGGCUGUAGAGGUAUGGAUUAAAUUGAUUGGAAUAUGUGUUAAUCUGGAUAGGAUAGGUAGUGAAUCCCGGUGUUUCUCCCAGAGCUUUCUCCCAUUGAUUUAAACCCGACACUUUAAUUUGCUUGUUUAGUUAAUUUUGCUAGUAGUUAAUAAUCUCAUUAAAUCAUUUUCACCUAUAGUUUGCUCUAUUAAAUCGGUAAAUCUUAAGGUUGUACCAGUCCCUGAGAGACGAUACCCGGACUUUCCGGUUUACUACAAGAUAGGAAUUGAAGCUAUACGCUUUUGCCCUAUCAAGGAACCUGUGCACCUCCUUGCUGGCCUCAAUUCGGGGAAAAAAACUAGCUCAUGAUUAAUUACUAUUUUUCAUACAUAUCGAGAAGAAAAUAGAAUCAGGCUCUCGAAACACUCUUGAAACACAAUUCGUCUAUCACUACAAUAUGCAUGAACUUACUAACCUGACAAGAUAGCUAAAUAAGCUUCUUCAAGAUGAUAUGAUGGGAUAUGGUUUGAGCGCCAAGUUUUGGUUAGGGGUGUCAAUUCGGGUUCGGUUUUUUGGGUUUACCCGAAACCGACCCGAUUAUAUACAUUUUUGGUUUUUUGGGUUCGGGUUUGUUUCGGGUUCGGUUUUGCUUAUCGGUUUUUCGGGAUCCGGCUAAAAACCUCCAAUGAAUAGAACUCAGCCUGUAUUUUUAGGCGUUCGGAUUUUCGGGUUUUGGUUUUGCUUUAACCGAACCCGAACCCGAUAAGGAAUUUUUGGGUUUCGGGUAACCGGAACCCAUAAGUCCUUACCGGGUUCGGUUUUAGUGAUUUUCGGGUUUCGGUUUGGCUAACCAAACCCGACCCGAACUGACACCCCUAGUUUUGGUGCAUCCCCUGGCCAGCUGGCCUAAUCAUCCUCUUAUUCCUAUUCCUCCAUCCUGUUUUCUAGGUUUCUUGACUUCUGUCCUCCUGUAAUGUAAACAAAUAAAUAAUAAUAAUAUAUAAAAAAUGAAGAAGAAGAAGAUAAAGCAUUGUGAUGUAGCCAUAAAGAACUUCUUAAUUUGGAGCUGAGGAGAUCACAUAGGAUUACUUUACAUACAUUAACCACAAUUCCCUAAAUGCAAUUAUACUUCACCAAUUAUACUCCCAUUAUCUCUUCUUAAUUUGGCGCAAGGAAAUUGCAAUAGGGUUUACUUACAUGCAUUAACCACAAUUCCCUAAAGCGCAAUUAUACUCUUCACAAUAAUAUUUAUUAUUAUUUCUCAAUCUAGUAACCCACCACAAAGGUUGACAAUUGGAGAUCGAAUACUCCAAAGUCAAUCACUCCCAUUGCCAUUUGCCAACUAGCAUAUUUACUUUUGGUGAAAUAAUUGUAAUUAUUUUGGGAAUAAUGAUGGAGGAUAACAUAACCCCUCCUUCCCAAAUGUGCAUUGAUCACACCAAGCAACAACAAUAAUUAAGAUAAUUGAAGAGCCAUAAACAAUUAUGUAACCCCCUGGUUGUUAAACCAGGUGGAAUGUUGGUCGGUUAAUUGAGUUCAACCGGUACUUAUACAAAAUUGUCUGAAAUACCUCCAGUAUGAAGUGGUAGUUAAAAUAUGUCAAAACCAGAAAAUCAAUGGUCCGACCGAUAUUACCAAUUUAUGACCCUACUAAAUAAUGUCAUCUUGAUGAAUUUAAUUAAAAAAGUUAUUGUAUUUAAAUAUGAGGGUUUGUCAUUUGAUUUUUAUUGUUGUAUUUUAUUUAAAUAUGUAUAUUAUUGUUAUUUUUUUUGAAUUGAAAUAUAAAUGUUUGAAUGUGGAUGUAAAACAUAUUACAUUUAAAAAUGGUUAUUUUUUUCGUUUGUUUGUAAUAAUGUAGUAUAUUUAAA
This is a messenger RNA of Linum trigynum, 7456 nucleotides long. Lineage: Eukaryota; Viridiplantae; Streptophyta; Magnoliopsida; Malpighiales; Linaceae. The record is from the annotation of a GenBank genome assembly.